AUGAGUAUAGAGAUUUAAAUCAGAAUGAAGAUCAAAUCGACUAGUCAAAACCAUGAAAGAAUCUCAACAAGGUAAGAUGAAUAUGAUCAAAGAUAACUUUAAGAAGCUGAUGACCAAGAAAAUAAUAUUAAUGAAGAAGAUGAUGAAGAAGAAUAAAUUGAGGGAUAAUAAGUGUCCAAUCCUAGUAAGGACAUUCCAUUGAUUAGAUCUGAGAAUCAAACAUUUAGGCCAGAGGAAUAAAUCAUAAAUACACUCAAAGAAACAAAUGUGCCAACAGGUAAUCUGGUUAUUGUACCUUAAAAAUGA
Messenger RNA from Stylonychia lemnae, 306 nucleotides. The record is from the annotation of a GenBank genome assembly. NCBI's taxonomy places the organism in Eukaryota, Ciliophora, Spirotrichea, Sporadotrichida, Oxytrichidae.